AUGCGUUCGUUCAUUGUCGCUUUCUUCCUCGCCAGUACGGCCGCGGUCAGCGCCCAGACCACCAAGGACUUCGUCAACUGUGCUAGCGCUGCCCUGAGCGGCAUUGACACCUCCACUCUCUCCGGUUGCACCGACUUGAGCAGCACCGAGUGCCUCUGCGCCAACAAGGAUGCUCUCACCGAGCUGUCAGACGCGGCCAAGUCUGCCUGCAAGACUGCCGGCAUUGAUUUGACCAAGCUGGAGUCCUCCCUUUGCUCCAAUAGCAGCAAGAGCACAGCCGCCCCAGCCCGCCACGCCAGCAACCCCAUGGAGCCCGCCAGCGACUUCGGCGUGAUGGAGGACAACAAGCGUGCCUACAGUCCUUCAUCGGACGACUACGCCGCUCCCCGUGUCGUCUAUGUGACUGAGACUCGCACCGAGUACAGUUGCAAGAGCACCCCCUUGUCCAACAACCGGAUGCACUUUUCCCAGAUUCCCGUAAAUGUCCCUAUGAGCAGCAGCAUGAGCGCAAUGGUUGCUUCUUCUACUCCUGCUUCUUCCAACAGUGUUAUGAUGGCCGCCUCUUCUUCUGUCAUCUUUGGCUCCCAGAUGUCUGCUGCUACUCCUACCCCCAGCGGUGCUAGUGCCUACCGCUUCCACACUUUCCAGGGUGCUGCACCCAAGACUAAUGCCAUCCAGAGCGGUAUUGCUGCCCUCGGUGUUGCUGCCGUCAUGGGUCUGAUGGUUGCUCUGUAA
Molecule: messenger RNA, 735 nt
Organism: Penicillium daleae
Lineage: Eukaryota; Fungi; Ascomycota; Eurotiomycetes; Eurotiales; Aspergillaceae
Exons: 3
Coding region: 1-735 (244 amino acids)
Source: RefSeq, a predicted model, not a curated record